This is a messenger RNA of Cutaneotrichosporon oleaginosum, 2640 nucleotides long. The record is from RefSeq and is a predicted model, not a curated record. NCBI's taxonomy places the organism in Eukaryota, Fungi, Basidiomycota, Tremellomycetes, Trichosporonales, Trichosporonaceae.
GGUGCGAGGGGGUGUUGUUGGGGCGACGGUUAAUAAGUGUGUGGAUUGCCACCCAAGCCAAGUCUGGUCCCGUUGGACGUGUUCGGUGUUCGAUUCGCACCUCGACCACUUCUCCUCUGUGGAUUAAAUCUUGCCGUUCCGCACUCUCCUCCUCCUCAGCCGUUCUCCCCAUCAGCAUCUUAUCGACAUAUCUUAUCUUUCACGCGCCUCCCGAUCACACGAGCGAGGCCCUCAUCCCUCAUCUAACAUCCUCAACCCCAGCUCGGCCCUCGCGGUCUCUGCUUUUUCGACUCCGCGAGAGCGGCUCUCACGAUCGAGUGACACGUAAAAGAUGGCGCCCCCGGCCACCUGCCCGCAAUGCAAGAGCAGAGAGAUCGCGACAGACUACGCGCUCGGAGUCGUCGUGUGCCAGUCAUGUGGUCUUGAGCUCGAGCAGGGCAUCCUCGUGUCCGAGGUCGGGUUCACGGAGGGCUCAGGCGGGCGCAUGCAUGUGCAGGGAACUUUUGUGUCGCACCAUUCCACGGGCAUCAACACAUUUCGAGGCAUUGGGCCAACAUCCGAAAACGUCAAGGAAGAAGGACGUAGGCGUAUCCAGCUGAUCUGCAACCAGAUGGGUAUCCUCCCGUCGGUGCAGCGUGGUGCGCAGCGCUUCUACUCUCUCGCUGUUGACAACAAGUUUAACAGGGGCCGCCGGACAGACUACGUCGUCGCGAGCUGCAUCUAUCUCUACUCCCGCUUUGAGAAGGACGCGCUAAUGCUUAUCGACUUCAGCGAGCGCAUGCAGAUCAACGUGUACGAGCUCGGCGCGACUUACUUGAAAUUGCGCGCGGCGCUCAAUCUCGACCAGGUGCUGCCGGAGAUUGACCCAGCGGUGUACAACAUCCGCUUUGCGAAUCGCCUCGACUUUGGCAGUAAGGCCACGGUGGUCGCGCGAGAGGCGUCGCGUCUCGUCAAGCGCUUCAAGGCCGAUUGGAUGACGGCUGGCCGACGCCCUGCGGGUAUCUGCGGCGCAUGCCUCGUCAUCGCGUCACGCAUGAACGACUUCCUCCGGACGCCCGAAGAAGUCGCACAGGUCGUCAAGGUGUCACCGCAGACGAUCAAGAAGCGUCUCCAGGAAUUUGCCAAGACGGCCAUGGCGUCGAAGAGUGUGGCGGAGUGGCGUGCCAUGACGGACGCCGAGCUCGAGGCGCCCAACAAGGACGAGCUGCCCCCCGUUGUCAAGGAGCAGCGCGCGCGAGAGGAGCGGAAGCGCCGUCUCGAGACGGCCGCAGCGGAAGAUGACGACUCCGAGUCGCGCGGUAGCAGCCGAGGCGGUACUCCCGCCACGCCGUCCGCACCGCGAUCAAAGCGCCAGCGCGUCGCUCCGAAGGCCAUGGAGCCUGCCGAUGACGGGAAUGAGGCUGCAGCGGACGCCGCCAUCGCCGAGGUUGCACUUAACAUAGGCGAGUCGGACGGGGAGGGCGAGGACGAGAAUCUCGAGGAGCUCUCGAAGGAAGAUUAUGUCGGAGACAUCCAGCGUGCGGGCGACGACAGUGAGCUGGCCCGCAACGAACGCCGCCGAGAACGGCGCCGGCUCUUCCGCGGCGUCAAGGCAACUGCCGGCUCCGACGAAGACGACGAGGAACUGGACGAGCUCGCCGCCGACGCAGAAGACUUCGACGACAAGUUGGACGCCAAAGAGGAUGACAAAGAGGAGGACCGUGCUGCCAUCGCCGCGUCGGGCGGGUUCAAGGACCUUCCUGAACCGCCGUCGUGGGACGACAAGGAGGCCGUGUACAAGUACAUCGAGGUGAACAUCUUCGGGGACGAGGGCGAUCUGCUGUACCAAAGCACGGCGGACAAGCACGCGCGCAUCGAGCGCUGGCUGCGCGGCCGGCAGCCCAAAGACGUCAUCUCGGAGAUGCGCCGCGUGCAGUGGGCGCACCACAAGCGCGAGUACGACGCCAAGCAGAGCAUCUACCAGAGCUUGAGUGAUAUCGACGACGAUGAGCUCGAGAACAUCUACGUGAUGGAGGAGGGGGAGCAGGCUGCGCGCGCGCGCAUGUGGCUGUCGCACAAUGCGCGGUGGCUUGAAGAGGACAAGGAGCGGCAGAUCAAGAGGGCGCAGCGCGCCGAGGAGAUGGAAGCUAAGCGCGCGGGCAAGGCGCCCCGCAAGAGCUCGAAGCGCCAGAAGCGGACGGCGCCGUUUGCGAGCGCGCGUGAGGCCAUCGACAACUUUGCCGCGACGAAGAAGUUCUCGAACCGCAUCAACAUGGACGCGAUCCGCCGCCUCGACGCCGGCGAGGAGUACGAUCUCCAGAGCAUGCCGGACGAGGAUGGGGAUGACAAGGACGACAAGGACGACGAUAAGAUGGACCACAAGGCCGACGACGACGACGACGACGACGACGACGACGACGGUGAUUAUACAUUUAACAUCCCGGAGGGCCAGUUUAUUGAACACCCGGGCGAUUCGUCGGAUGAGGGAGACGAAUAGUCGGAAUCUUUGUGGAAUCUGCGGCCUGUGUGUAGAGGACGUCGAAACCAUUGUACUUCUAUUCCAUAACAUCGUCCCUUGCCAUUGUAUCAUAUCGCAAUCGCAAUCUAUGCCAGGCAUUUUGUGCAUGACAAUAAUCCUGUGGUGCGCUCACAGUGCCUAUG